AUGACUUGGGUGGGGCAGGCCCAGUGGCGCUACCUGCAAGAGGCUGAAAGAAGGGCCAACAAGUUAGAGGAAGACACAUUGAAGCGAUCGCUUGGUCAAAAGCUUACUUGGGCCAAGAAUUUUUUUUUGGCACUCAAGAGGCAUCACCCUGAACUCAAAGACGUCUGGGGUGAUGUCCAGUCCAGCAUCCCUAUUGUUAUACCGGAGAGAGCUGAACAGCCUGCCGGUUUGAAGGUCACAUUGCUUCCAUUUCAGCAGGAAUCACUCUUUUGGAUGCUUAAGCAAGAGCAGGGGAUCUGGCAUGGUGGCAUGCUAGCCGACAAGAUGGGUAUGGGUAAGACUAUUCAGAUUAUAUCCCUCUUUGUGUCGGACCUGAAGCAUCCGAAUAUUGUGGUCGCGCCAACUGUUGCUCUAAUGCAAUGGCGCAAUGAGAUUGACACUCACACAGAGGGGAUGGAUGUCUUGGUAUGGCAUGGUGCAUCUCGUGUCAACAACCCCAAGGAAUUGGAGAAAUAUGAUGUUGUGCUCACUACUUAUGCUGUCAUGGAGAGUUGCUUUAGGAAGCAGCAGAGUGGUUUUAAGCGGAAAGGGCUUAUUGUGAAGGAACCUUUGCCUCUUCACCAGAUUAAAUGGAACCAUAUCAUUCUUGACAAAGCGCACAACAUUAAAGACCGCCAAACCAAUACUGCCAAGGCAUCCUUUGAGCUUCAGAGCAAUUACAAAUGGUGUCUAUCUGGAAUGCCCCUGCAGAAUCGUGUGGGAGAGCUCUACAGUCUAGUUCAUUUCCUGGGGGUUGAUCUAUUCUCUUUUUAUUUCUGUAAGAAAUGUGAUUGUAAAUCGCUUCAUUGGAAGUUUACAGAUACAAAGCAUUGUGAUGAUUGUGAUCACAGCCCAAUGCAACAUACCUGCUUCUGGAAUAACGAGAUCUUGACACCUAUCCAGAAACAUGGUAUCAAGGGCCCAGGAAAGAUUGCUUUUCAGAAGUUACGCAUCCCCCUUGAUCGAAUGAUGCUGUGUAGAACAAAGCUUUAUCUUUCGCUCUUCUCAGACGCGAAACACCAGUUCAGUACAUACAUUGACUCUGGAACGGUUUUGAAUAACUAUUCCAAUAUCUUCAGUUUGCUUACUCGCAUGAGGCAAAUGGCUUGUCACCCAGACCUUGUGCUCCACAGCAAGACUAAUGGAACCCAGUUCUUGGGCUCUGAUGAGGCUGGUGAAGCCACAAUUUGUAGACUCUGCAGUGAUGUUAUGGAGGAUGCUAUCCAGGCCAAAUGUCGCCAUAUAUUCGACCGGGAGUGCAUGAAACAGUAUCUGAGUACAGCCAGAGACAUGACACCCGACUGUCCUGUUUGCCACGUUGCUCUUACCAUUGACCUCGAGGCUCCGGCGCUCAAACUUGAAGCAAACACUCCUUCUGCACGACAAGGAAUCCUGGGGCGACUCCAUAUAAAGACUUGGUGGUCUUCCUCCAAGAUUGAGGCACUUGUUGAGGAGCUUUCUAAUCUUCACUUGCAGGACAGCAUGACUAAAAGCAUCGUGUUCAGCCAAUUUGUCAACUUUUUGGACUUGAUCACCCUUAGGUUACAAAAGGUGGGUUUUGAAAUUUGUCGACUUGAGGGAACCAUGAGCCCUCAGGCUCGCGAUGUGACCAUUCAGCACUUCAUGAACAAUCUUAGUGUUACUGUAUUUCUUGUCAGCUUGAAAGCUGGUGGAGUGGCAUUGAACUUGACUGAAGCAUCUCGAGUGUAUCUCAUGGAUAGUUGGUGGAAUCCUGCGGUAAAAGCUAUGGACCGCAUUCACCAUCUCGGACAAUACCGUCCUGUUAAGGCCAUCAAACUCAUCAUCGAAGAUAGCAUUGAAAGUCAGAUCACACAAUUGCAAGAGAAGAAAUCAGUGAUGGUGGAUGCCACGCUCUCUACUGACAAUUCUAUGGGCCAGCGGAUUAUGGGCCCAUGUUGUGUAUAUCCUCGAUGA
Molecule: messenger RNA, 1974 nt
Organism: Suillus discolor
Lineage: Eukaryota; Fungi; Basidiomycota; Agaricomycetes; Boletales; Suillaceae
Product: SNF2 family N-terminal domain-containing protein
Exons: 17
Coding region: 1-1974 (657 amino acids)
Molecular function (GO): ATP-dependent chromatin remodeler activity; metal ion binding; ATP binding
Source: RefSeq, a predicted model, not a curated record